CUUUUGCUGUCUCGCUAUUUAUAUAAUCUCUCCUCUUAUCUUACCCCUGCAGGCUCUAGUAACAGAUUCCGUUUCUUCGCUUGGGAAUUUUUUUUUCUCUCCGUUACCAACAAUAAAGUGCGAGAACGAGAAUUUUCAGUUUUUUGUCUCUUUAUUAGUUCGAUGAGAACCACAGCUCUUCGAAAAUGAACGUGAAGAUGAUGAUGAAUAUAGAGACAAUACUGGGUUUACUGCUUUUUCUUGCUUUCUCGCCAUGGUGCACUUUCUCGCUGGACCAACUCCUGGUUGGUAUGACUCUGGUUCGAGACGCCACUGCUUACGGCGCCGUUUGUCUGGAUGGAAGUUUGCCCGCGUAUCAUCUGCACAGAGGAUUCGGCGCUGGAGCAAACAACUGGAUUUUACAGUUUGAGGGUGGUGGGUGGUGUAAUGAUAUACCAUCAUGCCUGGAGAGAGCAAAUACGCGCCGUGGAUCAACUCGUUACAUGAACAAGUUCGAAGUCUUCUCUGGCAUCUUAAGCAACAACGCCUCCCUCAAUCCAGAUUUUUACAACUGGAACCGUGUGAAGCUGAGAUAUUGUGAUGGAGCCUCAUUUUCAGGGGAUAGCAAGUUUGACAAUGGGACGUCGUUGCUUUAUUUCAGAGGGCAGAAAAUUUGGGAAGCGAUUAUCCGUGACCUUUUACCUAAAGGGUUGGCAAGUGCACACAAGGCAUUGCUUUCAGGUUGCUCCGCCGGGGGUCUAGCAACCUUUCUGCACUGUGACAACUUCACAAAGAUUUUACCAAGCAAUGCCAGUGUGAAAUGUUUAAGUGAUGCUGGAUUUUUUCUGGAUGAACAAGACAUAAGUUUGAAUUACACUAUGAGGUCCUUCUACCAUGAUCUAGUUGCUCUACAGGGGAUAGAGGAAAAUCUAAAUCCAAAUUGCACAAGGUCGAUCAACAACCCAAAGCUGUGUUUCUUUCCCCAGUAUGCUUUGAAAUAUAUCACAACGCCGUAUUUUAUCUUGAACUCAGCUUAUGAUGUAUUCCAGUUUCAUCAUAGUCUGGUUCCACCUUCUUCUGAUUUGCAUGGACGAUGGAAUCGUUGCAAGCUUAAUCCAGCAGCAUGCAAUGCAAGUCAGAUCAAUGUAUUGCAAGGUUUGAGACAGGAUAUGCUUACAGCUCUUUACUCAUUCUACAAAAGUUCAAGUAGAGGGGGGAUGUUUAUAAAUUCAUGCUUUGCUCAUUGCCAAAGUGAGUCACAGGACACAUGGUUUGCUGUUGAUUCUCCAAGAAUACACAAUAAGACUAUUGCAGAAGCAGUUGGUGAUUGGUACUUCAGCAGAAGAGUAACCAAAGAGAUUGACUGCCCGUAUCCUUGUGAUACCACUUGCCACAACCUGAUACCGUCACCUCAGGUAACCUUUUAUCAAGAGAGGGGAUGCUGAAAGGAAGUAUAGAUGGUCAUAGGUUAAAGAUAUUUUAAAACGCCAUUACACCAGAAUCAAUUAUAGAUGAUUUUUCCCGAUUCAUCAAAGGAAUCAAUAAGAAGUCCAAUUGAUUUCCAUUCAUUUUUUAACAAAUUUAUAGAGAAAAUAUUAGCCUUUUGAUCAGGAUGCUGAGAAGAAGUAGCAGGAUAGCAGAACCGUUGAAAGCUCCACGUUUUUUGGAAAGUUUUGAAUAGAGGUCGUAAUUUGUAAAUCAAAUACUGUAUUCACAAUAAAUAUAUAUAUAUAUAUAUAUAUUUGCAUUAUCCUUUGUCUAAAACUAAAUAGAUGUUACAGCAGGACACAUUUCAUUUAUUACAAUUUUAGUUUUUUUUUUUAAAUUUUAAAAUAUAAAUAGUUUUGUAUAUUUUAGGACAAUUUUAUUUUUAGAAUAAAA
Messenger RNA from Theobroma umbraticum, 1860 nucleotides. RefSeq names its product pectin acetylesterase 9-like. Lineage: Eukaryota; Viridiplantae; Streptophyta; Magnoliopsida; Malvales; Malvaceae. The record is from RefSeq and is a predicted model, not a curated record. Gene Ontology annotation, molecular function: hydrolase activity.